GAUGCUUAAUUUUCUUACCAAUUAACGUCACAAGGUCUUGUCCGAAACUAUGAAUAAAAAAUAGCAGAAAUUUGAAGAAAGGAAAAAAGAACAAUGGCUAGUAGCGUCUGCAGCCACCACAGCAGCAAUUGGUUGUGAAUUUCUUUAUACAAAUGGAGAAUGGAAAUUGCACAAAGCAACAAUUCGACCCCAACGGACACAAGAAAUGUGCGAUGUUGACACCAUGAGACUUGGCCAGAAAUGUAACACUAAACUAAACGUAUCUUCAACAAAAAUACGAUGCCUGGGUGGGGCCAAUGUACCCUGUAAAACCUUAUACUUAACCCAAUAAAUCUUGUGCAAGAAAAGGAAAAACUUUAUGCAUUUCUAUUCUUUAACAGUGUUAGUUCUAUUACUCAUAAAGUCUUCUCUAUUUUUUUCUUGUUUCCCAUCGUACUAGUAAACCUAAACUUAACACAUUAUGCAUUGUCACGAUUCACCAAGUAUAUUAUUGGUAGGUUAAGGGUCGCUUUAUCGAUAAUCUAUCCUUCACCACAACAAAGCCGACCCAUAUGCUCUGUUUCUUCCUCACUCCUUAUCAUUCACAACCUCUGAUCUUCUCUCAAACAUUCCCAUUCUGAUUAACAAUGAUCGAUACGCCGUGUCACAAAACUCCUAGCAGUAGCACCAGCAACUCCUCCACUUCAAAACCCCAUAAAACAGAGACUCCAAAACAGAGCAAGACCAAAAAACAGAGCAAGCUCAAGAGAAACAGAGACCCCACCAAGCAUCCCGUCUACCACGGUGUUCGAAUGCGCAAUUGGGGCAAAUGGGUAUCCGAAAUUCGCGAGCCACGCAAGAAAUCACGCAUAUGGCUCGGAACUUUUGCCACGCCUGAAAUGGCGGCACGCGCGCACGAUGUUGCAGCUCUGAGCAUCAAGGGCCACACGGCCGUUCUCAAUUUCCCUAACCUAAUAAAUAUGCUUCCCAGACCCGUGACGUGUGCCCCACGUGACAUCCAAGUGGCCGCGGCGGAAGCCGCCGCGAUGGUGGAGUUCGACCGCGAGUGUUCUGAUGAGGCGGAGUCCUCGGAGCUAAGCGAGAUUGUGGAACUGCCGAACAUAGAAGAGAGCUUGGAAUCGGUGGAGUCGAGAAGUGAGUUCGCGUUUACUGACUCAGUGGAUAGUUGGUUGUACCCUCCAAUGGCAGUGGGAAGCAUUUGUGAGAUGAUGGUUGGUGAAGAUGAGUGUGGAUUCUUCCACUUUCAGACUGAUCAUCAAAAAACAUGUUCCCUUUAGUUUCAACUCUUUCCAUCUUUCUCCUAUUAUCAAACAUCUUCCACUUUUCUGUUAUCUCCUUCAAAUCCCUGUUUGCAUUUUUUUCUUACUUCACUUUCUUUCACUUU
Vigna radiata var. radiata (mung bean) is the source of this 1384-nucleotide messenger RNA. Its product is annotated as ethylene-responsive transcription factor ERF036. NCBI's taxonomy places the organism in Eukaryota, Viridiplantae, Streptophyta, Magnoliopsida, Fabales, Fabaceae. The transcript has a single exon. Gene Ontology annotation, biological process: regulation of DNA-templated transcription. Gene Ontology annotation, molecular function: DNA-binding transcription factor activity; DNA binding. The coding region runs from base 627 to 1277 and encodes 216 amino acids. The record is from RefSeq and is a predicted model, not a curated record.